UAAUAGGCUUCCCUUACGGAAUUAGCUGUACCGGUAAUGUUGUGUAUGACAAUACCAAGGCAGGACUUCUCGCGUUACGAAAAUAACAACAGAUGUAGAAUCCAGAAGUAAAAUUGGCUACGGAUGUGCAUAUGUCAACUUUUUUCUUUGUCUUUUUUUAAAGUCGCAAAUGACCAGUAUAUCUCAUGGCAACAUUUUCAUCUUUAUGUCUGUUUUGGUUGGGACAUUGGAAAAGAAGGACCAUAGCGAGAGAGAGAAAUUCCUACCGAAGGAAGAAUGUAUAGUCCAGCUGUGAGCCGCAUCCAUUCACGACGAACCACUGGUGUUAAUGAAGAAUAAACAUGUUCUACCAUCGAGGGGCAGUCUGUGAGCCUUCUUCGUUAUAACGGGUGUGUGUGUCUGGUUCACUGUCAGAGGGGAAGAAUCAUAGGUCACAGCAGGUCGGGGGCUAGAGGUUAGGGAUCAUGUCUGCCGUGGCGUUCCAGGACUUUCCUCUCAACAUCUACAUGGUCAUCUUCGGGACAGGAGUCUUCGUCUUCAUCCUCAGCCUCAUCUUCUGCUGCUACUUCAUCAGUAAACUGAGGCACCAGGCUCAGCGAGAGAGGUUUGGAUACAAAGCGGUGGUAUUCAAAGGGGAUACAAAGAAACUGAAUCUACACGGGCACACAUGUGCAGUGUGCUUGGAGGACUUCAGAGUGAAAGAUGAGCUAGGAGUGUUGCCAUGCCAACAUGCCUUUCACCGGAGUUGCCUGGUGAAGUGGCUGGAGGUGCGCUGUGUGUGUCCCAUGUGUAACAAGCCCAUCACUGGACCACCUGAACAUCACCACAGCCUGGGCACACUACUGGAUGAACUGGUGUAGCGCAUUGCUAUGGCGAUACAGUUCGAACGGAGUGGUGUUACGUUGCUAUGACAACACAGUUGGAAUAGACUGGUCUAACAGACCAUACGGACUAUACGUCGUUAAAGUGAAUUUACCGGACAAACUGUUCUUAAGGUCCAGGGAGAUAACCACAACAAUGGAGAAAAAAAUAUUCAGAUUUCAGACCCUCAUGUGUUGAUAACGAGACGGGACCCAGAGCAUUAUGGGUACUGUCAUAUAUCAUACUCAAGUGGAGUCAGUCAUUUAAUGACUGACUGCCCAAACCUCUACAGUGCUCACUCAACCAGUUUCAGGAAUGAGUGCAGGAUUCCCAAACCAAACUCUUGGACUAAAAUUUCCCUCUCAACCCUCAGUCACUGUCUGGACGAGGGGCUACCUGUUGAGGGAGAACUUCAGGUAACUCAUGGGCCACAUUGCAGAACGCCCAGAUAAAGAAAUAUGAUGUAGAACAGACAUGGCUCUCUGAAAUGUAGAGUGAGGAAUCAUGUCAGCUCUAUUUGUGGCAUUUCUAUCUGCAACAUCCAGUAUGUUGCACCCUGGGGAUGAUGAAAUACAUUUAUUAUUAUUGUGACACGUUUCCUGCCGACUACACUGUGGGUGUGUGUGUGCGUCUGACAGAUCUGCAUCCUGCUUAUAUUAAGUGUGACACACUCCUGUUUUGACCUGUCAGAGGAACCGACAACGACAAUGUAUUUAUUCUGACCAGUAUUUCCUAUAGAUUUGCCAAACAAGCCUUUGCAGUUUAUUGUAUUUAGAAUGAAGAGAUAUUUGAACGCAUUCCUUUCUGCAUGGUAAACUGAACUGAAGCACUGCCCAAUAGCUAAGUCGACAUUCCCUACAUGUACAUUGCAAAGAUUUUUCUAUUCAAAUGGAAAUAAUAAGACUAUCUGCUUUUGUAAAUAUGAGAAAAAGUCUAUGGGUCCUGAUUUGUUCUAUGUCCUACCGUGUUUCUGGUGUGUGAAUGAACAGUCCUCUACUGUGUAUGUAGAGGCAGGAGGAAGAGAAACACACCUCACCUGCCUUAAACCCCCUCUCACCUCUGGGUCUGCUCUGAGAUACGACAUGGGCCAUGACCCAAUACUUCAACCAUUCCCCUUCCGCAAAGUAAUCACUGACCUUCCACUACAUAGCUUCCAUCAAUACAGUCAAGUCAGAUCUGUGACUAUUUAGUAAAAGAGGUUGAAAGGGUGCAUUUUUUAAAGUAUUGGAACAGGUCCAUGGAUUUUACAGUCCUGUUUCAGUUGCCAUGUUUGUGCUCCUGUGAAUGUUUCAGGGGUCACUUCUCAACACCAUCCAUCUCUUCAUCACAGAGUGUUAUUAAUGGACUGCCCUCAUACGAACAGUUACACCAUGAAGCCUGGAAGGGUCACUAGACUAUUGUCACUAGAGGGCCAGUCUGUCUCUGCUUUUACCGUACUUGACAUGACAAUUACAAAGGAGUUGGCUGAAGCAGGCACCCAAGCUACUAAGUGGCCAGGCUAGAGCGAACAAGUGACAAUAUUUAAUGGGAACUGACAAACAAAUUUGUGUGCCAUCUGUUAGGGGUUAACCCUUUACACUCGUACCUGUAUACCGGUUGAAAAGUGAGUAUUUGGACACUGAUAAGCGCCUAAAUUGGAACACAGUGGCUGUACAGUAACUUGCUAUACAUGACGUCAGAGCUCAGGGUCUCCACUUCAUAGCUCUGUAUGGGUUUUGACUGACAGCGGUUCUGAACUUGACCGCUGCGCUCGACAAGAAGUACAAAUCAAAAUAAAUGUGUAUUUGUCACGUAAACGUUUACAUUUUAGUCUUUUAGCAGACGCCCUUAUCCAGAGCGACGUGAGUGCAUACAUUUUCAUACUUUUUCCAUACAACAGGUGUAGACUAACAGUGAAAUGGUUACUUAUGGGUCCCACUUACUUAUGGAUUCCAACAAUGCGGAGUUAAGAUAAAGAUCAAAAAUACAUUUUUUUAAAAUGAAAUAGGGACAUGAGGAAUAAAUACACACUGAGUAAAAGUAUACAUGUAAAAGUGUAAUAAUGUAAAAGUGUAAUGAGUAAAAGUAACAUGGAUUUAUACAGGGAGUACCAGGUCGAUGUGCAGGGGUACAAGGUAAUUGAGGUUGCUAUGUACAUAUACACUGAGUGU
Messenger RNA from Salmo salar (Atlantic salmon), 3011 nucleotides. The record is from RefSeq and is a predicted model, not a curated record. NCBI's taxonomy places the organism in Eukaryota, Metazoa, Chordata, Actinopteri, Salmoniformes, Salmonidae.